Messenger RNA from Adineta steineri, 1731 nucleotides. The record is from the annotation of a GenBank genome assembly. NCBI's taxonomy places the organism in Eukaryota, Metazoa, Rotifera, Eurotatoria, Adinetida, Adinetidae.
AUGAGUCAUUCAGGAGAUCGUUUUACGGAUAUUCAGCUGGAAAAUGAAGACUUACCAGCAUGUUUUGGCUACCUUACCUGGAAAUUAUUAUCUCUUGAAGAAGCGAUGAAUGAAUUACAAGAUUUUUUUAAAGAAAUAAAUCUUUUUGUUAAAUUAGCUAAAAAACAUUGUAGAUAUCCAAAUGAUCAUAAUUUAACAAAAGAUGAAUCUGCUGCAAUUUAUAUUUAUACUAUGGAAAUGUCUGAUGAUUCAAGUGUUUAUCGAAUUUUAAAUCAAACACUUCGUGCAGAAGAUCGAACAAGAGUUCGUCCAUGGUUUGGAUAUUUAAAACUUUUAGAUUCUGCAACGUCAAAACUACCGAGAUUUAAAGGAACUGUUUUCCGUGGUAUUGAUCAAGAUGUUACCAAGAGUUUUAGAGAAGGUCAAAAAAUUACUUGGUGGAGUAUAAGUUCAUGUUCAACGUCUAUUAAUAUUAUUUCUUCAUUUAUUAGUCAAUCUUCUUCAAGUACAUUAUUUCAUAUAGAAUGUUUAAGUGGAAGAUUUGCUUCAUCAUACACAUGUUAUUCAUAUGAAAAUGAAGUUAUUUUAAUGCCUGGAACAAGAUUUGAAGUUGUAUCUGAUCCAUUAAAUCAUCCAGGUGGAUUAAAUAUUAUUCAUUUAAGAGAAGUUAAUAAUGAUGAUGAUGACGAUCAUAAUCAAGACGAAUUAUCUGGAUCAGCAAAUCCAAAUUCUUAUCAAUUAAAUCAUUCUACAAUUAUCACAGCGACUAUAUUAAAGAAUCCAAUAACAACAAACCAAAUAUCAACUCAAUCUCAAAUAAAGCUACAACAAAUUCAAACAAAGAAGAAUACAUUUCAACAAUUUCCAAUUACUGUUGCUGCAGGAAAUGGACAUGGACAGGGAUUAAGUCAACUCUAUUGUCCUCAAGGGAUCUUUAUUGAUCAUGAUAAAUCAAUUUAUAUUGCUGAUUCUUGGAAUAAUCGUAUUGUUAAAUGGAAACUGAAUUCAAAUACUGGUCAAAUCAUUGCAGGUGGAAAUGAACAAGAAUAUCAAAAUAAUGCAUUGAAUGAUCCAAGAGAUAUAAUUUUUGAUAAAGAAAAUAAUUCUUUUAUUAUUUGUGAUUAUGGAAGCAAACGAGUAAUUCGAUGUUUUGAUCAAAAUCAAACAGAUCAACAAAUUCUUAUUCCAUAUAUUGAUUGCUAUGGUCUGGCAAUCGAUAAAAAUGGAUUUAUUUAUGUUUCUGAUUAUGAGAAUCAUGAAGUACGACGAUGGAAACAAGGAGAUAAAAAAGGUGAAGUAGUUGCAGGUGGAAAUGGUCAAGGAAGUCAUCUUAAUCAACUCAAUGGGCCCACUUUUAUCUUUAUUGAUGAAGAAUAUUCUCUUUAUAUAUCAGAUCUUUCGAAUCAUCGUGCAAUGAAAUGGAAAAAAGAUGCAAAAGAAGGAAUUGUUGUUGCUGGUGGACAUGGUAAAGGAAAUAGUCUCAAACAAUUGUCUCAGCCUUAUGGAGUGAUUGUUGAUCAUUUGGGUCAAAUAUAUGUGGCAGAUUUUGGGAAUCAUCGAGUAAUGCGUUGGUGUGAAGGAGAUAAAGAAGGUGAAAUUGUUGUUGGUGGAAAUGGUUAUGGAAAUCAAUUGAAUUGUCCCAUGGGUUUAUCAUUUGAUAAUGAAGAAAAUCUUUAUGUUGUUGAUUUUGGGAAUCAUCGAAUCCAAAAAUAUGAAAAAAUUUUAGAUUGA